AGACGGAGACGAGAAAUGGAGCAGAAUCAGCUGGACCGAGAAACCUUCUCCUGUUCGAUCUGUCUGGAUCUACUGAAGGAUCCAGUGACUAUUCCCUGUGGACACAGUUACUGUAUGAACUGUAUUAAAACACACUGGAAUCAAGAGGAUCAGAAAGGAAUCCACAGCUGUCCUCAGUGCAGGGAGAUCUUUACAGCAAGGCCCCGUAUGAAGAAGAACACCAUGUUAGCAGCUUUAGUGGAGCAGCUGAAGAAGACUGGACUCCAACCUUCUCCUGCUGAUCACUGCUAUGCUGGACCUGAAGAUGUGGCCUGUGAUUUCUGCACUGGAAGAAAACUGAAAGCCAUCAAGUCCUGUUUAUUCUGUCUGGCCUCUUACUGUGAGAAACACCUUCAGCCUCAUUAUGAUUCAGCUCCAUUUAAGAAACACAAGCUGGUGGAGCCCUCCAAGAACCUCCAUGAGAACAUCUGCUCUCGUCAUGAUGAGGUGAUGAAGAUGUUCUGUCGUACUGAUCAGAAGUGUAUCUGUUAUCUCUGCUCUGUGGAUGAACAUAAAGGCCACGACACAGUCUCAGCUGCAGCAGAAAGGACUGAGAGGCAGAGAGAGCUGGAGGUGAGACGAGAAGAAAUCCAGCAGAGAAUCCAGGACAGAGAGAAAGAUGUGAAGCUGCUUCAACAGGAGGUGGAGGCCAUCAAUCACUCUGCUGAUAAAACAGUGGAGGACAGUGAGAAGAUCUUCACUGAGCUGAUCCGUCUCAUCCAGAAAAGAAGCUCUGAUGUGAAGCAGCAGAUCAGAUCCCAGCAGGAAACUGAAGUGAGUCGAGUCAAAGAGCUUCAGGAGAAGCUGGAGCAGGAGAUCACUGAGCUGAAGAGGAAAGAUGCUGAGCUGAAGCAGCUCUCAAACACAGAGGAUCACAACCAGUUUCUCCACAACUACCCCUCACUGUCAGCACUCAGUGAGUCUACACACUCAUCCAGCAUCAAUAUCCGUCCUCUGAGAUACUUUGAGGAUGUGACAGCAGCUGUGUCAGAGCUCAGAGAUAAACUACAGGACAUCCUGAGAGACACAUGGACAAACAUCUCACUGACCCUCACUGAGGUGGAGGUUUUACUACCAGAACCAGAACCAAAGAGCAGAGCUGGAUUCUUAAAAUAUUCAUGUGAAAUCACACUGGAUCCAAACACAGCAAACAGACGACUGUUACUAUCAGAGGAGAACAGGAAGGUGACAUGGAUGGAUCAACAUCAGUCUUAUUCUAGUCAUCCAGACAGAUUCACUGCUAGGCCUCAGGUUCUGAGUAGAGAGAGUCUGACUGGACGUUGUUACUGGGAGGUGGAGAGGAGAGGAAUAGUUUUUGUAGCAGUCGCAUACAAGAACAUCAGCAGAACAGGAAGUUGGAUUGAAUGUGGAUUUGGAAAUAAUGACAAAUCCUGGGCAUUAUAUUGUUACCAAGAAGAUCAUGAAUUUGGUCACAACAAGAUCUGGACCUCCAUCUCAGGUCCUGGUUCCUCCAGAGUAGGAGUGUACCUGGAUCACAGAGCAGGUCUUCUGUCCUUCUACAGCGUCUCUGAAACCAUGACUCUCCUCCACAGAGUCCAGACCACAUUCACUCAGCCGCUACAUGCUGGACUUUGGGUUAACUGGUUUGGAUCUUCUGCAGAGUUGUGUAAACACAAAUAAAUGUUCUGUCUUGUUUCUGAUUGUUGAUCAGGGUUCAUGGUUCUGAUGUCUCUGCUCUGCUGUUCUGUUCUUCUUCAUUGUUCUUGUUUAAAUGUAGUUCUCUGUGUCUGUGUUCCAGGAACCAGAAAGGAUUUCACUGCUGAUGUUUUCUUUCAUUCUUAUUUGACACAGAAAUAUUUCUCCACAUGAAAAUCUAAACUUCUCUGGGCUCUAAUGGUUCUGGUUUCAUAUUUGUAUUGAUGUAUUUGGAUCUUCUGGUUUCCCUUCCACUGUUCUGCAGAGAGAUUACAGAAAGAAAGCAUUUAUUAGGAACUGAUAGUUAUUUUUAUCCAUAGAUAUUUGUAUCUGUAAAUUGUUGGAGCAGAAAUAUUUCAUAAAUUAACUACACUGCAAAACAUUCACAAAUUGCUAUGUGAUCUUUUAUUUUCUUUCUUCUUUUUUCCAAAUUUCUUUCGAAAAAUGGUGUUGUGCACACCAAUAUUAAUGCAUGUAUAAUAUAUGUAUGUAUAUGUUUUAUGAUCUUAAGACGUGGGCAAACCACCCAGAAAAACCACUUCUCCUUCUUCCUCUUGAACAAAAUGUUUUCAGUCUUUAAUCAAGCAGAAUGUUAAUGUCAUUUCAGGGGUGUACUUACUUUAUCAGGUGGCAGCAAUGGUUCUAGCAUGCUAAAUAUUUCAGUAGCACAAAGACACAUUUAGUAGACACACUCAGGUGAUGGAUUGCCUGAUUCAUUAAAUCAUUUACUUCUGUAAAAGAAGUCAGGCUAAUUUUGCGUUCCUGUAUAAUAAAUAAAUUGUAAACUUUUACUUUGAUUUAACUAAUGUUCCUCUUUUUGUUGUAUUUACUCUGGACCUUUUCUGUUCCAUUUUGGUUCAACAAUUCAUAAAAGCUUACUAUUAUAUCUUCUAUUAUCAUCUUUUUUCUAUCACAGAACCAAAUCUUUAACACUUUUAGAGCACCCUCAUAUUCAGGAGUGUUGCAUUGUGGCGUCAGCAAUAGAUUAAUUGUAUUUCAAAUAAUUUCAAUAAAGAAAGUGGAUUCCA
Messenger RNA from Girardinichthys multiradiatus, 2723 nucleotides. RefSeq names its product tripartite motif-containing protein 16-like. Bases 16 to 1680 code for a protein of 554 amino acids. Lineage: Eukaryota; Metazoa; Chordata; Actinopteri; Cyprinodontiformes; Goodeidae. Gene Ontology annotation, molecular function: zinc ion binding; protein binding. The transcript has a single exon. The record is from RefSeq and is a predicted model, not a curated record.